GAGCGAACAAUAAUGAGUGUGGAGGAGAGGGAGGAAAAAUUGAUAGAGCGAGAGAGAGCAGGAGAAAACGAAGGGAGGGAGGGAGUGGGAUAUUUUUGAGCUCAGGGCCGGGGAUUAAACGGUCGAGAACAGUCCCAAUACGAUGACAGUACGCACCACACCGUCCGGGACACGUAUUCUACCGAUUCCGACAAGCUAUUCUGUCUGCUCUCUCUCUUUAGUCACUUCAUUGGGCCCUCCCGGUUCACAACCCUGGUCUGUCUCUUUCUGUAGAACACGAGGUCACAGUUGUAAAUGAGAACUUGUCCUCAACUAGCCUACCUGCUUAAAUAAAGGUGACUACGGGUAUUGAAAAGUCUGAUUGGUUCUGAUGAUCACAGGGGCCCUCCUCCACCUCUUCUCGGCUAAUCCUGAUGGGACUCCGGAGCUGAUGUCACAGAAGGCAAGAGGGUUUUCCUGUUCGGGAAUCCAGAAGAGACAAUCCAUACCACGUUAAAUGGAGGAGAAGGAGAGGAGUAGGAGCCGGUCUCCGUCUCGUAGCCGUAGGGCCAGCCGGGUGCAGCAGGUGGUGGGCACGUUGAUCAGACGCACCCGAGAAUCACUCAGCAGAGAGCGGAUCCUUGGCGAUGGGAGGUCCAACCGGUCAGCCAGCGUGUCCAGUCAGAACUUCCCGGUGAGGCUAACGGUUCAGAUCGUCAGAGACCCGGUGUUGGACUCCAGAGGUCAUGGGUUCACCCUCUCCAAACAGCACCCCCUGCUGGUCAGGGACGUGGCUACAGGUGGCCCAGCGGAUGGCAUACUGUACCCUGGAGACCAGGUGUUACAGAUCAAUGACCUGGUGGCAGAUGAUCUCAGCUUUGAACAGCUGCAAGACGUCACGAGGGACUUGGAGGAUUCUGUCACAAUGACAAUCUUAAGGCACAUGACAGGUCCUAAGUCGUCCAUCAUGUCGGCGGAGAAGAGGGCUCGUCUGAGGAGUAACCCGAUCAAAGUGCGCUUCGCAGAGGAAGUGGUCGUUAACGGUCACACUCAGGGAAACUCUCUUCUGUUCCUGCCCAACGUUCUGAAGGUCUACCUGGAGAACGGACAGACCAAGGCCUUCAAGUUCGACGCCACCACCACCAUCAAGGACAUUGUUCUGACCCUGAAGGACAAGUUGUCCAUCUGCUGCAUUGAGUACUUUGCUCUGGUGCUGGAACUGCAAUAUAGCAUCACCAAGCUACUGCUCCUGCACGAGGACGAGCUUAUACACAAGGUGGUGCAGAAGAAGGAGAACAGCAGCCAUGACUACAAGUGUCUGUUCAGGGUGUGUUUCAUUCCCAGAGACCCCCUGGAUCUGCUACAGGAAGACCCAACCGCCUUCGAGUACCUCUUCCUGCAGAGCGUCGGGGACGUUCUACAGGAGAGGUUUGCGGUGGAGAUGAAGUGUAACACUGCACUGCGUCUGGCUGCCCUGCACAUGCACGAGAGACUGAACAGUAUAGGCUCCACCCGGACCUCUAUCAGGAGCAUCACGAAAGAGUUUGGUCUGGACAGCUUCAUCUCUCCCACUCUGCUCAGUAACAUGAGAGAGAAGGACCUGAGGAAAGCCAUCAGCCACCACCUCAAGAAGAUCCAGUCACUGCUGGAGCCACGACAGAAGGUUAUCUCAGCCACUCAGGCCCGGCUGGCCUACCUCACCCAGCUUGGAGAACUAAUCUCCUACGGAGGCCGCUCCUAUACGGCCACCAUGAUGCUGCAGGACCGGGAGGUGCUGGUCAGUCUGUUGGUGGGAGCGCGCUACGGCCUGAGUCAGGUGGUCAACCACAAGCUCAACAUGGUGUCCACCCUGGUAGACUUCAGCAGCAUCAGUAGAGUGGAGCUGCUCUCUGAGUCAGACAGAGUCAGCCUGCUACGUAUCUCACUGCAUGACAUCAAGCCUUUUGCCUUACUGAUGGACUCUCUGGCAGCCAAAGAUUUGGCGUGUCUACUGGGGGGCUAUUGCAAGCUCCUGGUGGACCCCAGAGUGUGUGUGUUCCGUCUGAGACGCCCCAAGGUGCGGGUGCACAGGAUACCUGCUGAGGAAGGCUAUGUGUCCCGCUGCUGUAGUGACUCCGAUGACUCGUCAGACGAGGACUACCCCACCGAGCCUCCGCCAAUGCACACCCGCAAACGCCCCGCACCCGCCAGCAAAGACAGGGAGGGUUGGAGGAGAGAAGAAGAGGAGCAGAGAGGAGCGGAAGGAAAAAAAGAGAGAGCUGAGAAAGAAUAUGAAGAGAAACAAGAGGUGAUGAUCAUUGAGCUGUCAGAGAAGGACAUGGAAGUCGAGGAAGAGAACGGAAGGGAAGUGAGAGGAAGAGAGAUCAUGCUAGGAAUUAAAGCUAACGCAGGAACAGUGGAACAGGACAACUGGUACUGCACAGAGCCGCGGGCCAACAGUAGCUUCUCCAGCCUGUCCAGCUGCUCUCUGAGGGCGGCCUUGGAGGAGAGCAGCCUUGCAGCUGCAGCCAGAGGAGGAGGCCCAGCCAAGGCCUCCUCUUGCUUGGUCGCCCUGCGUGAGGACAGCCCCUCUCUCCGGUCCCAACGUCCAACUCAGGGGACCACCACCCUGGAUGUCCACCACCCGUUCCUCCUGGAGGUCACAGCUCCCUCUCCUCAGCGUCAGAGAGAGGGUGCCGCCGGCAGCCGGGUGCCGUCUGCCCCCGUACGCCCCACCAACCUGAGUUACCGCAGCAACGACAGCCCGUGCCUGUGCUUCACUGAACACUCCAAGGGCAGCUAUCUCCCCAGCCCCCCCGAGGCCACCAGCGACGAGGAGGAGACAGAGGAAGUUGACGACGAUGAGGAGGAACUAAGACGGCUCUCUAAGAUCCCAAGUCACGUAGACCUGCGCCUCAUCGACAAGAUCUGCGCCCAGUCUAACAAAACUGCUUCCAAAAACAAGUUAGACAUCCCCAGAGUCAUCCCCAUCCACAUCUCCUCCUGUGAAAAGAAGGCGGCUUGUAGCUCCACCCACAAAGGGGAGGAGCGUCUAUCAAGUUACUCUGGAGAUUGCGGACCUUUCCUAACGCCGUCCCCUAACCCUCCUCCUCCUGUUGCUAGGGAAAGUGCCUCAGAGUCAGACGAUGAGUUCUUCGAUGCCCAGGAGCGGUUCACUCCUCCAGUUCCUCCUGAUGGCACAGAAAACAGUUUGGAUGUGGCUGACAAUAAGAGACACCGUAAACGCUGGAGUGGCACAGGAAAUGGACUGCCAGUGGUACCAGAGAGGGAGCCUCCCUCACCCCUCAAAAAGAAGCACUCCUCACCUGACCACAAGAAACAGCAGGAGACCCAACGAGACCCAAAGCUCCACUCAAACCAGUCUUCCAUGCAGAGUGUCGAUGCCAAGACCAAACCUCCACCAUUGGCCCCCAAGCCCCAGCUACCCCCAAAACCUGAACUGGCCCCCAAGCCCCAGAUAGACCCCCAGAGGUCUCCCAAGUGUGGGGGUCCGUACGCCCACUGUAACGGGGAUGCUCGUGGGGGCCACGCGGGGCUCUUGGAGAUAGACACCAUGGAGCCGGAAACGAUGGAGUUUAAAUCAGUCACCUCGGGGGCGGGGGGGCCUCCACUCUCCUCCCCCCUCAUCACAGCUGUAAGGAAGAACCAGCAACCCCCUGCUGAACCUCAGGCUGUGGAGAACGGGCUUAGGCAAGAGAACGGGCCUAAGAUAGAGAACAGUUCUAAGCAAGAGCACAGUUCUAAGAUAGAGAUCAGGACUCCUAACGUGCUUCCUAAAGAUUGUGUUCUGGUCACUGCUGACAAGCAGACAGCGAGUGUUGAAACUAAAACAAAUAGGAUUUCCCUGCCGAAGGGAGAGGUCCGAAAUGGUGUUGGGGUGGACCCCACGAGAAAGCUGCAAAGCUUAUCCCCCAUUCCACGUUCGGCUUCAGGAGAUGAGAUCAGGUUGAGCCUUACCAGCCCUCCACCACUCUCUCCCAGAACCUCCCCUCCUCCUCUUCAUCCCCUAACAGUCCUCCCCAUCCCGGUCUCACUGAUGGAGAAGGAGGGGGUGUCCCCACCGAACGGCCUCCACCCCUGGGGCAGCCGCAAUGGGAGCGCUCAGUCCGGGAGGAGGGUCUCUCUGAGUCACGAGAACCUGUCCCCCAAAAAUGCAGACGGCCCCCUCAGUCUGACCACCUCCCUCACCACCUCCUCUAAAGGGACAGCAGGAAUCCCAGAGAGCACAGGGAGGUCAGGGUCAGGUUCAGACCUGAGGGUCAGUUCUUCCAGCCUGGGGGGCCGUCUGCCUACCUCAGCCCUGAGAGGGCGGAUCCAGGCCCUGCCCUGGUACAUGACCCGCUCCCAGGAGAUCCUGGGUACUCUGGACUACCCCUCCACCAGCUCUGUCAACGAGGAUGUCACAUCUGGGUACGGCUCCGGUCUGUCGGUCAGCGGAGCCUCCGAGGUCAGCAAGGUCACUGCCAAGGCAGUAGGUGAGACUGCAGCGGGUAAAGGGAAGAAGGAAGUGCUGGAGGAUGGAGCCGAGGUUGUCAUAGCAACCAUCAAAGAGUUCCAGGAAGUGACUCCCCGUGUGAAGGAGACCAAUGGGACGAACGUGUCGCACCCCAACCAGACCCUGAGAGAAAAUGGGGCGCACGUCUCUGAGCCCUAUGGGUUUCGGGGCUCCUGCAAGUCGGAGCAGCCCCAGUCCAGGCCCCACUCAGAGGUGGGGUUAGGGGGUGGUUCAGGCCCACCCCUAGAGGGGGACUCUCUGGUGCACACCCCUCCACAGGCCCACCGCGAGGCGUGUGGGUGCCGUACCGUCUACGCCAACUGUUUCAGCGGCGACGUGGAGGACGGCUGCGGCUUUGACGAGGAGCUCACAAUCUACGAGUUCUCCAAACGCACGCGCCCCAAACAAGCCCGCUCUACACCCCUGCCCUCCCCCACCUCCCCUGUCCCCUCCCCUAACAUCCUGUCCCUGCUGAGGGACACCCCUCGCCCUCUCUCUACCCUCUCCACUGCCUCCUCAGAAAUUAGCCCCCUCCUGUCCCGCCCUGUCUCCCCAACACCCCCUAUAGGCGCCCUGAGCUCCCUCACCAACAAACGCUACGUGGGGCUGAAGGGUGGCUUUGCCUCCCUGAGGCAGGACAUCGAUCAGCUACGCCUGGUUCUGGAGAGAGGCACGGCUGGGCCACCACCAUCAUCAGAACCCUCUAAAACAGACCAGGAUGGGUGUGGAGAAGAGGGACCCAACCAAGACGUGGGGCAAGAGGAUGGUCCGACCCCGUGCUGUGGAGGGGCAAGUCCUCUGCCCUUGACAGAGGCUGAGAGGAGUUUACUCCAGGCAGAGGCCCGGCGGUUGGCAACAGGGUGCCAGCGUGCCACGCGUGUGGGCUGGGCUCCGGAGGAGGCGCUUCGGUCCUUAUCCAACAGCUUUAGUGCCCUUGUGCAGCUCUCUGCAGCCUGCCUGAGAACACACCCCUGUCCUGGCUGUGACAUCUGCCUCAAUAGGGGUCAGAUCCACAGCACUGAUGAUGAGGGCCAGGAGGAGGCUCUGGACAAGCUGAAGGAGAUCGUAGGGCUGUACCGGGAGUUUGUUGGGGCUGUGGAGGCGGCUGAAACCAGGGCUGGGGCUGGCGGUGGGUCUGGGGAUGGACAGAGGCAGGGAGAGGGCGAGGGGGUCAGGCUGCUGGCCAAACGCUGCACGGUGCUCAUCUCUUCCGUCUUUGCGCUCACGCAGCUGUUCAGGAUGCACUCGCCGGACACGACAGACCUGCUGGGUCAAACACCUCUCCACUUUUGACCUCUGAACUUUUAAAACCCCUUCUCACCACCAGGACUGAGGUGAGAUGAGGACUUAGUAAGAGAAGGGAGGAGGAUGAAGAGCUGUUGACACGAUUCUUUAGCAAAGUGGGAUCUGGUGUGUGGCCCUACAUACAGUACAGUACAUACACACUUGUACAGUAAGUGCCAUGCACACCACAGCACACAGAAUAAACACACACACCACACACACAUCCAUAAAUGAUGAGAGGAACCUCUUCCACUGACUGCCAUUACUGCUAGGUCUCCCGAUAGACUCAUCUGGAUUAUGCAUUUGUACAUAUGUAUUUUAUAACUAUCUAUCUUAUUUUAUUAUUAUAUUCUGUAUGUGUAUGUAUGAAAUAUGUAUGUACGUAUUUAAGUAUGUUUGCACCAUGGUCUAUGUGAAGGGACCUGCUGGUGUAAGACCCCGUGGUUAUCACUGGAUUUUGUAUAUAUUGUUUUUAUCAUGUGUGAUUUUCUACCUCCACCCACCUCCCUUCCUCUGACCUGGUGUCUGCUGAGGAGACGAGAGAGCAUGACUUUAUCUUCGAGAGAGCAUGACUUUAUCUUCGAGAGAGCAGGACUUUAUCUUCGGCUUAUUUAAUGAUUCUGUGGAUCCAGUUAAAGUUCAAAUCUGUCAUUUAGAUUUGUCCAUUGGGGGGAAAACUUUUUUCGGCCUAACGGUAAAUCACAAACUUUUACAUUUGCCGAGACCCACCCCAUUCAGUUUACAAACAAAUGCAAAGGGAGCACUAUUGACCGUGAAGGAAAGUUACACUUUGCAGAAGUUACAGAAAUGAACCCUGUGAAAAGUGUACACCGUUUCUGGCUCCUGACUGACAACUGCUUGAACUGAGUAAAAACUCAAUAACCCAAAUGCUUAUGCAGUAAUUAUACCGUACAUCAACUUUGAAUCUAAAGGAUACAUGUAUUUUUCUGGGGUGGGUUGCGUGGGUGGUGGAAUAGGGGUAAGGAAUUAAUUUGGUAUUUUGUACAACGUUUUUGACAAGGCUGACUGUUAAACCUAACUAGAUGUAGCAAUGAUCCAAAGUAAUUUAACAACGAGCCACAAUUUUACUUCUUGCCCAUGUUUAGCUCGGCAGAUGGACGGACUGACUGAUUCUGUUGGUGCCAGAGCUGUUGAUAGAUAUACAUGUAUAUCUAUGUUUGUGUUAGUUUGAUUCUAUCUGUCCUUCAUUAGUUUAUGGCUAUGCAAACAUAACCACUACUUCCCUGUUCUCCAACAUAUCACUCCCUGUUACAAUUGUGUUAACGUUAAGGACAAGAAUACCUGUAUAUGUUUUCUCGCCAUUGUAAAUGGAAAUACAGAGCGAUUCCCCUUAUGAUAAUGGGAGAUGUGGAUUAGGAUCACAGGCUAGUUCAGGAUUGCAACGUUCUGUAAUGUUGCAUGUAAUGGGAUGCAACAUGUCCCAACAAAAGGCCUCCAACCUACUGUGUUGUGGGUAAAAUGCAGAGCUGUUUUGUGACUGGAAACGGUCACAACUCACUGAUCCUGUCAAGAUGCUGUAAACAUAUUCAAUCUGAACUUUGACUAAAUAAAUUGGUGUUUUGCCUUUCGUCUGAUGGGACACA
Oncorhynchus masou masou (cherry salmon) is the source of this 7362-nucleotide messenger RNA. RefSeq names its product FERM and PDZ domain-containing protein 1-like. NCBI's taxonomy places the organism in Eukaryota, Metazoa, Chordata, Actinopteri, Salmoniformes, Salmonidae. Gene Ontology annotation, molecular function: protein binding. Gene Ontology annotation, cellular component: cytoskeleton. The record is from RefSeq and is a predicted model, not a curated record.